CACCUUAGGCAAAUCCCACAUCGAGAAAGCACUGGAGAGAUCCAUGGUUCAUAAGUAAGAAACCGACCUUAACUGACAAGACGCGUUUUGGGGUGAAACGGAAGAGUUCUUGUGAGAACUUUGAAGUUAAACGUGCUCAGUGUGGAGGACAACAAGGAUGGUUGACCUUAUGAGAAGUCACCAUGAAUUGCACCCGAAGUCGAAAUCCGUGCGGAUGUAGAGACCCAAAGCAGACAAUAUCUUGUCGGGAAAAGGUUCGGGAUGUUACAGAAAAUGCUAUUAAAACUGAUUCGGGUCCAAUUGUACACAUUUUACCCCUCAUUUCUUGUUUGUUUUGCUUAGUAGAUCAUCGUCCCUUAACCUAUUUUAUGCUAGGUUGUGCUUUUUUGUUACAUUUUAUGUCCAAGCACGUGUGGGAAGGUCGAGGACGAGUUUCGGGUCGAUCGGAUGUCGAAAAGCGAAAAAAAGUGAAAAAAAUGUCCAUAGUGACAUUGACAAUUGCCCCGGACCGUGAAGUGCAGAGGAUCCAGACUGUUUCGCAUCUCACUAGAGCCCAUGACUGUGAACUUCAGCUCCAGACCGUGAAGUGUUGUAGUGAGACGGCGCGUUUCUGGCCGAGAUCACGGUCUAGGCUUUGAGUUCAGGACCGUGAACUCAAACCGUGAACAACCUUCGAUCUGGGUAUAAAAGGGAGCAAUAGAAGGAAGAAAAGGGGGGAGUUGGUUUUCGGAGAGGAAUUAGUUUCAUUCUCUAGGGUUUCGACCAAAAACACCAAAGGGGAGUUUUAGAGAGAGAGCGAGAGAGAGUGUGAGUGAGUUCUUGAGUGAUCUUGGAGCUUAAUUGAAGGCAUUGAUCAAGUUUGAAAGCAAGGAAUCAAGCUUAGAAGAAGAAGAUCUUGUGCUUUGUUUGUAAUCUCUCUCUCCUCUCUCUCUAGAAACCCACUCUCUUCUCUUGGGUUUAAGAACCCUAGGUCUAGGUUUCGGUUUGUUGUUGAUGUAUGUGACAACUUCGAUGUUUGAUUGAUGAUUUUACUUAAUUGAUGGAUGUUUUCAUGAGUUGCAUGAGUUGGGUUUCCAUUUUUAUGUUUUGAGCUUUUGACCUAGGAGGGAGAAAAUCCCCUUAGAGCCCAUUAUUGGCAUCUUUGGGUCACUCCUCAUCCUAUAUAGUACAAGCAAUCCCCGAGGGAAUCCAUUCCACUAAUCUCCUACGAUAUAGGGUUGCCCUAGGCUGAAUAGAGCAUAACCUCAUUCAUUGAUUCAGCGUUCCAGGUCAUUCACUGACAAUUGUCGAAAGCAUAUUGAUAUUAUGUUCAUAAUGUAAUUAUUUCAUGAUAUGUUUAAGACAUAUAAUGUUUAUUUUAGGGUCAACGAACUCUGGAAUGGUUAUAAGGCCAUUACCACCUUUUGUUAGAAUUUUGAUAUAUUUUAGGUGGAGAAACAAGAAGCGAUUGAUGCACAAGCAAAAUACCACAAGUAGUCCUAUCAAUGGCCAAUCCAAAACCAAAUCGGAUUGAACCAGCUUCCUUUGCAGCCAUAAAAUUUAAUAAUGGGUUUGCGGCCCAUUCGUUGGAGUGAACGGCAGCUACGCUAGAAAGAGAGAUCAAGGCCACGAAGAAGUUCUUUUGGACAGGUUGGACUGGGACCAAAAAUUCUUGAAGAGGGAUUUAUUUUGGAUCGGAAAGAAAAGGCCACAGAGAGCAAGCUCGGGGGAGAACUGGGAUAUGGAACUGGGGAUGGAAUUAAUUGGCCGCAAGUCACAUGGACCAGGGGUGCAUUUUUGGGAUUGAAUAUGGACCAACUUCUUUGUCCUUUUCUGAGAAGGAAAAGCUAGUGGAACGCAUCGUUUGGGGAAGGAAUUAUUUAGAGGCAACUGGGGAUUACUGGAGGAGGAGACUGGGAGAGGAUUCUUCGGAGGCGAAUUGGAAUUGGCACAGCAACUUGCGAGUGACUGUCGACUGGACGGCAGAGAGCAGUAGCGCGGAGCAAAAGGCGACUCGCGAGCAGAGGAGGAGCGACGAUCGGCGAUUGAAGCGAGAAGGAAUUGGCAGAGAUUACAUCUGACAAUCUUAAUAUUUUUAUUUUUAGCUUUAAUUAAUACAAUGAUGAUUAUAAACAUGAUUAUAUCUUUUGAUUUCGUUAUGAACUAAAGGAUGUAGCUAUUUAUAUAUUUGAUGGAUUGAUUCAUAUCUCUUUUCUUCCAAUCUCUAUUGCAUGGAAUUGCUUAAUUCUUUGUGUUGACUGGCCACCAAUACAACAAUUUGUAGUUAAUUAGGUUAUUAGCGACAAUGAAACCCUAAUGACUCAACCUAUUUCAUGUGACAUAGUAACUUAUCGAAGCGACAGUGGAUUAAAUAAGGUGCUAUGUGGUCUUGAUUGGGAUAUCGGUCUUCAGGCUAAACAGUUAAUUCAUUGAGCUGCGAAGGUAGGAUUUGAUUUAAUUAUUUAGUACGUAUUAAUUCUCGACAGGGAUAGCUAGCCCAAUAGAGAUAUCCUAGCUGUAGAGAAUUGGAUUAAACUGAAUGAUAGGUA
Linum trigynum is the source of this 2528-nucleotide messenger RNA. The record is from the annotation of a GenBank genome assembly. Lineage: Eukaryota; Viridiplantae; Streptophyta; Magnoliopsida; Malpighiales; Linaceae.